AUGGCAAAUCAGCACGAUCUUAUGCCCUACGCAAUAUUGCUCAUUGCUGCGCUUUCAGAGCCCCAGACUGACGGGAAACAAGAAAAUAAUGAACCGGAAGUGCUGAACUGGCGAAGAGGAUGGUGUGGGAAGGGCCCUGGUCGUCGAUUAGGUGACCUCCUCGUUCUAAUGAGAGCAAUCAUCUGUUGUGAAGAUGAGAAGGUUGGCUUUUUCGUGAUGAGUCAAGCGGCUUGUGCUAAUCUUGGACUGAGGCAUAAAGCGAUGGUGGAGAUCCGAAGACUUCGCACACAAUUAACCAAUAUUGUAAACACAUCGUUCAAGUCAAGUACUGACAUUGUGAUGGAUCCUUGCCUUCCUCCACCGUCCGAUACCCAAGCGCAGAUGUUGAGACAGAUGAUGGUUGCCGGUUUGGCAGAUCGUAUUGCUCGACGCGUGGAUCGAUCUGCUGAUAACGAAGAAGUGCCGAAGGGAGCAUAUCAAACGAUGAAACUUCAGGAAUUCGUCUUUAUCGAUCCAUGCAGCGUCAUAUAUACUGAAGAGCCGGACUACGUAAUCUAUCAGGAAAUAGUCCAAUUAGGAGAUAAGAAAUGCAUGCAAUGUGUGAUGAUGGUGGAUCAUGAAUGGUUACCCAGACUUGCUGAGUCAUACUGUAAUUUUGCCUCAAUGGACAAAGAUACAGAGCCAAGAUACGACGCAGAAAAAGAUGAAAUAGUGAAGAGUGUAGCCGUGACAUUUGGUCCACUGGAAUGGCCCCUUGAUCCAAUCGAGCGACCUAUUCCUAAUGACAUUAUGCUGUAUAGAUAUUUUGCUCAGUUUCUUCCUAGCAGGAGAGGUAAAUAUUUUAACGCUUUUGUAAUGCCACUGCUGGCCCAGUUUGUGCCGAAAAUGUUGGCGCCGCCUACGACAAUGGUCCGAUCGUGGGCGAAAUUGCAGAAGCGCACAGAAAGUCUUCUGAACGCGCUGGUACUGAAAGAUGUUCAUACAAGAGCGGCACUGAUUGAAGAGUUCAAGAAGAAUGAAAACUACCUUCUUGAAGAAUAUUUGGACUGGCUACCGGAGUCCCUACAUGGUACGAUAACCGUCAUGUGGCCACCAAUGGAGGAGAAGUCUUCGAAGAUGGGU
Messenger RNA from Cooperia oncophora, 1122 nucleotides. Lineage: Eukaryota; Metazoa; Nematoda; Chromadorea; Rhabditida; Trichostrongylidae. The record is from the annotation of a GenBank genome assembly.